AUGGUAGAACAAGAAAUAAGCAGAAAAGGGCCAUGGACAGAACAAGAGGAUUACAAACUAGCCUAUUUUGUUGGGUUAUUUGGUGAUCGUAGAUGGGAUUUUAUAGCAAAGGUUUCAGGUUUGAGUAGAUCAGGUAAAAGUUGCAGGUUACGUUGGGUUAACUACCUUCACCCUGAUCUCAAACGUGGCAAGAUGACUCCUCAUGAAGAAUCUCUUGUUAUGGACCUUCACUCUAAAUGGGGAAAUAGAUGGUCAAGAAUUGCUAGAAAACUACCGGGAAGAACGGAUAAUGAGAUUAAAAAUUAUUGGAGGACACACAUGAGAAAAAAGAGAGCACAAGAGAAAAAACACGCAGCAACAACAACAGCACCUUCAAUUUCAUCAUCACCUGAUCAAUCUUCUAGUUGUCAAUCAUCUCUGUUUUCUAACAACAAUCACGCUUCAAACAAAGAGACCGAAGAAGAAGAAGAGAAUUACCAAGUUCAAGAAAUUGAGCAGAGUUACUCAAUGGAUGAUAUAUGGAGAGAUAUUGCUAUGUCAGAAGAAGAUGACAUAAACAUUCUUCAACAAACUGUUUAUGAUGGAACUAGUGAAGAGAAUUGCAACAAUAACUUUUGUUCCUCUAUAAUGCCUUCUGCAUCAUCAUCUUCAUGGAAUUUUUCUAAUUUAGAUCCUUUGUGGGUUAUGGAGGAAGAUGAAAGCAAGAUGUUUGUCCCUCCUAUUCAUGAACAAUGUUUCUCCUUUUAUGAUCAACAAGGGAACACUUUUCUAGCCGGUUAA
Molecule: messenger RNA, 780 nt
Organism: Lathyrus sativus (Indian pea)
Lineage: Eukaryota; Viridiplantae; Streptophyta; Magnoliopsida; Fabales; Fabaceae
Source: the annotation of a GenBank genome assembly